AUGGAAAAUUUUGGUUCAAAUACUCAACAACGACAAAACACUCCAACUACAACAAUCGACUUUUCUUCCUUAAUUAAUACCAAUUCUUGUUCUUCAACCUCCCCAGCACCUGGAGGAAUUGGUAGUGUAGACCCUACUGACCCGUAUCAAUGUAGUUGGUGUCAAUUUAAUACUUUGUACAAAGGAAAUAUGAAAAGACAUUUAAUUUGUUGCCAUCAAGUUUCUCUCGAAUCAUUAACUCAUUUAAACUUCAAUAUCGAACGUUUACGUAGACUUUCGACUACACGACCUUCAUUGGAUGAAUUGCCAAUAUUGCCACGUAGAGAUGGGAAAGAGGCAAAUAAUGCUUCUGGUGUUGGUUUUAAUAACAAUAAUAGCAGCAACACCAAUAUUCUCAAUAAUAUUUUAAUUGUUAAAGAAGAAAUGAAUAAUUUUCCAUCUCAAAAUAAUUUAAAUUUUGAAGGAAAAAAUAAUUUUGUUGUUGAAGACAAAAAAAGAAAGCCUUCCUCAAUUAAAAGAAAAAUGACUACAACUUCAGAAAGACGGCAUAAUAAACUUUUUAUACUUGAAAAACAACAAGGAACACCAGCAACAACAACAACCUCUUCUACCAACAACAAGGAUGAUUAUUGUUAUACUUCAAAUAGUACAAUCAAAUUUGCUCCAUAUAUUUAA
Molecule: messenger RNA, 675 nt
Organism: Meloidogyne enterolobii
Lineage: Eukaryota; Metazoa; Nematoda; Chromadorea; Rhabditida; Meloidogynidae
Source: the annotation of a GenBank genome assembly